UGUGACCGACCCGCGCACCAACGCAGGCUAGCCGCGUUAGAUGCCGCGUCAGUUUCGCGUCGAUCGUCGCGCGCUAAUGAUCGUACUGCAUCGAACCCGCUUGGUGCGUGUGGUUACGCGUGCGUUGCGUGCGAACCGGCUAUCGGUUUUCUGUUGUGUGUGAAACAGCGUGAUGGUGUGGUGAUUGCUGAGGACUUUCAGACCAGGACCAGAAGCAGAAGGACACAAGAACAACGUGCAGCAGACCAUCCUGUCCUGUGUGCUCCGAAAAACCCAUUGCCAUUGGAGGCCAGCAACUGCCAGCGGUGUGAAGUGACGCUUGCUUGUCCUGAAUUAGUUUCUUUUCCGCGGAGUUUCUUUUUGUUUUGGGCGUGAGAGAGACAAUCCAAGUGCUCUGUCUGUGUGUGUGCUUCCCGUGUGUGUGUCUGCAGUGGAACAGUGUCGGUGCGUUUCCGGUCCCUUUCUGUUUGCUGAAGCGUCCAGGUGGUUUUAUAGGAUAGACAGCAGGAAACAACAACACACACACACAAGAUGGUGCUAAGCGAAGGACAGCUGGCACUGUGCACAGUGUUCACCCUAUGGUUGGGUGGUCUGCCUUUGAUGUACUCGCCGGCGCCCCGCGGUGACUGUGAUAAUUGCUGCCCCAUCCGGGAGCCGAAGGAUAUACAGUUCUUUCUCUUCACACGCCAAAACCCCGACACCGGUGACACCCUGUUCGUGUCGGACAAGAAGCACCUCCGGGCGUCCCACCUGAACCGCACCAAUCCGCUCGUCAUCUAUCUGCACGGCUUUUCCGAGCGGGCGCCCGGCGGGGCGGGCGAAAGCAGCAAACAGAUGAAGGAUGCGUUGCUCGCCGCCGACGACUACAAUGUGGUGCUGGUGGACUGGAGCCCCCUCACCGCGCUGCCCUGGUACGUGAACUCGGUGCAGAAUGGGCCGCGCGUCGGUCGCUACAUUGCACGGUUCGUGCGGUUUCUGGUGCUGUCCGAGUUUCCGCUCGAGAAGAUCCACCUGAUCGGGUUCAGCCUCGGCGCGGAGGUGGCUGGGUUCGCUGGCAAAACGCUGAACGAGUGGGGCCUUAAGCUGCCCCGCAUCACCGGUUUAGAUCCGGCCUUCCCGCUGUACGUGUUUGAGCGUGCCUCCCAGCGUCUCAGCCCGAAGGAUGCGGAGUUCGUCGACGUCAUCCACACGGACGGCGGCCUGCUAGGCUACCCGUGGCCGCUCGGGCACGUCGACUUCUACCCGAACGGUGGCGUCCCGCUGCAACCGGGCUGCGCCCAACAGGAGCUGGCCAAAAACCGUUGGCUGGGUGUAUUUAUUGGCUGUAGCCAUGCCCGAGCCUGGCAGUACUUUGCCGAAUCGCUCACCCGACCGCAAGGCUUCCUCUGCGAACGGUGCGAACCGACCGACGCUCCGGCCUCCGGUGCAGCGAGCCGCUCGACCCGAGAUACCAACAACUGCACCAUGACGCGGGAAGUGUUUAUGGGCAUGUACACGGAUCGGACGCUGCGCGGUAAGUUCUACCUCAGCACCAACCCGCAGCCACCGUUCGGGAAGAAUCUGAUGCCGCACGAACAGCAGCAAAAGCAACAGCAACUGCCGGUGCAGCGAAAAUCCUAAAAUGCCAAAAUGCUGCGCCCAGCUUCCAGGUAAAGGCCACCGGCUGGUGGUUGGAAGCUGCCGCGCACGAUAGUGUGUAGGUAGGUUUCUUAUGCAAAUUAAUAAUAAAUUGUAAAAUUUUAAACCCAAACACACCGAAAAAACCUCAUUUGAAGUGACGCAAGAAAGGGUAUAGGGGAAUCUGUGGUAAGUUUUUCAGGACGUUAUGCGAAGCUUGUCGUUUGCUUCCCGUUUUGUUCAUUUUUAUCAAAAAUUCAUAGCACGUUGCCGAAGGUCGGCCCUGGACGGAAAGAAAGUGAAGGAAAAAACCACAAGACUGCCGUACCUUUCCAUAACCACAUCAUAAUGUACGAGAGGCAGACCGGGCCCGCUACAUAAUGGGUCCCGAUUUAUCCCCCUCUUUCGCGAGCAUUAACAAGGCUGCUCGACUUGCUCCCAAAACUGCCAGCCAGUACCUGCCCUACUGAUAGUCUCAUUAAAUUCUCAACAAGCACAGAGCAAAAGCAAAAAAAAAAAAUCUUCGAGAAACGGUUCCCCCUUUUCACAUGUCCUUUACGCUUACAGCCGGUUAACCCGUUUUGUUUCAUUAUUUAUUGCCCAACCAACCAAUCAGCCGAAAUGUACGAUAGCACAAACACACACACACACACACGCUGGCCUCGGGAAUGGCACCCGGAAAUGAGGUGUUGAUAGGAACUGAACGUGUAACGGGGAAAUUCAUGGAAAAAAUUACACUCGAACACUGAGCGCUGUUUUGGCACUGCCACACAGGAAGUGGUGGAAUAUUGGAAUGAAAUUGAAGGAAAUAAGAUGCGAGAUGUGGUGGUGGUUUGGCGAUGAUGUGCGACAAAAAAGGAGAGCAAAAUUGCGCUGCUUAUCACGUGUGUAAUUAUUUAUCAGACUGUCAUGAUGAAGGUAAAUGUUCACAAGAGCUGUGAAAGAUGUAUUUAUUGGAAAGGGA
Anopheles coluzzii is the source of this 2581-nucleotide messenger RNA. Its product is annotated as lipase member H. Bases 532 to 1620 code for a protein of 362 amino acids. The transcript is spliced from 5 exons. Gene Ontology annotation, molecular function: lipase activity. Gene Ontology annotation, biological process: lipid metabolic process. Lineage: Eukaryota; Metazoa; Arthropoda; Insecta; Diptera; Culicidae. The record is from RefSeq and is a predicted model, not a curated record.